GGAGAAUGGGAAAUUUGAUCUUACUGGAUUUAAUUUUUCUUAUUUUUCAUUGUCUGAUGAUGAUUUUGAGAGUGUGAAAGUACCUAAGAGGCAGUUAGACAAGGGUGAGUUUUCAGGUGUUAAGGAAAAAGUUACUGUUGGGGGUCCUAUGUUUGAUGAUGUUAAACAUUAUGUGAUGCGUAUUAUCAAUAAGCAAUCUGAGAUUGGGAUUUCUUUGAAGGAGUUGAGGAAGGAUAUUGAUGAUAAGUUUGUUCAAUUUGAGAGUAAAAUGAAGGCUCACAUUGAUUCUAAAAUUGAAGAGGGUUUGGUUUUGUAUUUGGAUAAGAAGUUUUCAGAUUUAAAUGAUGUAUUGGAGGGUUUGAAAGAUUGUGUUACUAGUCAGAGGUAUGAUGAUCAAAAUGGUGGUGAUGGGAGUGAUGAUAGUGGUGGUGCGGAAGAUGAUGGAAGUGAUGGCGGUGAUGGCGGUGAUGGCGGUGAUGGCGGUGAUGACUGUGAUGACUGUGAUGGCAGUGAUGACAGUGGUGAUGGUGGUGAUGGGGACGAUGAUAAUUCUGAUUCUGGGAAACUUGAUGAUAUUGAUGUGGAAAAUGAGGAUGAUGGUGAGGGUAAUGGUGCAGCUGUUGAUGAUUUGGGUGGUGUUAAAGAUGAUGGUGCUGAAGUUUAUAAGGUGUUUUUAUAUUUUUUUUUUAAAUGUAUUAUUAUUUGUGUUUUUAGGUUUUAUUAUAUAUUUGUAUCUUUUUGCUGUCUUUUUUCAGGAAAUAAGACAAAUAUCAGAUGUUGUUGUUAAUGAAGUUGUUGAUCAGG
Messenger RNA from Cannabis sativa, 804 nucleotides. Its product is annotated as pheromone-processing carboxypeptidase KEX1-like. Lineage: Eukaryota; Viridiplantae; Streptophyta; Magnoliopsida; Rosales; Cannabaceae. The transcript has 3 exons. Bases 149 to 787 code for a protein of 212 amino acids. The record is from RefSeq and is a predicted model, not a curated record.